AUGCGUUUCUCAUCUGUCGCUGCCCUCGCCGCGCUGGCCUCUACGGCCUCGGCUGCCCCUGUGAACGAGCCGUCGCUCAGUGUCAAGCUGAGCCAGAUCGACAACUCUCGCGUCAAGGCUGUCAUCACCAAUGCCGGCAAAGAAGACGUCGAGUUCGUCCAUCUGAACUUCUUCCGGGACCAGGCUCCCGUCAAGAAGGUGGCUGUCUACCGCGGCAAAAACGAGGUCCAAUUCGAAGGAAUCAAGCGUCGAUUCCGCAUGAACGGACUGACCAAGGAGGCUAUCACUUCUCUGGCUGCCGGUUCCUCCAUCGAGGAUGAAUUCGACAUCGCUUCCACCAGCGAUCUGGCCCAGGGCGGCACCAUCACCAUCAACAGUCACGGUCUGGUGCCGUUGGUCAAGGACAACAAGGUGACGGGAUACAUUCCCUACCAGUCCAACGACCUGCAGCUGGACAUCGACGGCACCAAAGCCGCCAAGGUGACCAAGGCGAUUCUGCACAACUUGCGUCGCACCACUCUGGCAGACUGCUCCGGCGAGACGCAGUCGGCACUGGAGAAGGCGCUGACCAAUGCGGCAGACCUAGCCAACAAGGCCGCGGAAGCAGCCGAGUCCGGUGACGCCAGCAAGUUCCAAGAGUACUUCAAGGUGACGGACGAUCAGACCCGCAAGACGGUGGCGGAGAGACUGCGCGCCGUCGCUAAGGAGGCUAGCUCCACCUCCGGCGGUGCUACCACCUACCACUGCAAGGAUACCCAGGGAUACUGCGAGCCUAACGUCCUGGCGUACACUCUGCCAUCGCAGAAUCUCAUCGCUAACUGCGAUAUCUAUUACUCUGAGUUGCCGCCGCUCGCGGAUCAGUGCCAUGCCCAGGACCAGGCGACCACCUCCCUGCAUGAGUUCACUCAUGCGCCGGGUGUGUACGAGCCCGGUACUGAGGAUCUGGGAUAUGGGUAUGAUGCUGCCACUAAGUUGAGCGCUAAGGAUGCCCUCAAUAACGCAGAUACUUAUGCCCUGUAUGCCAAUGCUAUUGCACUGAGCUGCUAA
Aspergillus tanneri is the source of this 1047-nucleotide messenger RNA. RefSeq lists its product as uncharacterized. Bases 1 to 1047 code for a protein of 348 amino acids. The record is from RefSeq and is a predicted model, not a curated record. Lineage: Eukaryota; Fungi; Ascomycota; Eurotiomycetes; Eurotiales; Aspergillaceae. Gene Ontology annotation, molecular function: metalloendopeptidase activity. The transcript is spliced from 2 exons. Gene Ontology annotation, biological process: proteolysis.